Quercus lobata is the source of this 1423-nucleotide messenger RNA. RefSeq names its product TLC domain-containing protein 4-B-like. Gene Ontology annotation, biological process: lipid homeostasis. Lineage: Eukaryota; Viridiplantae; Streptophyta; Magnoliopsida; Fagales; Fagaceae. The record is from RefSeq and is a predicted model, not a curated record. The transcript has 9 exons. The coding region runs from base 386 to 1093 and encodes 235 amino acids. Gene Ontology annotation, cellular component: membrane; endoplasmic reticulum.
UUCCCCACCCCCCGGGCCCUGGCACAUAGACAAAAGAUGUAGAUCUCAACAGUGGUGCUUGGUGCUUUGCCUGGUCUAUAAUAUUCCCAAGCCUGGACUGAUCUGGUUGCUCAGCUUGAAGAGCUUUAAUGAUUCCCAAAGCAUCCCCUUCAAACACCAUAUCAUAAGGGCAGCAAGAGGCAGCAAACUUACUGCACGAGCCGCUGCCAGUGCAUCUGCUUCCUCUGCAUCUGAACCCAUACUCUUCAAAGCACUCAUAGCUACUAUAAAUUGCCCCUUUCUCUCUCUGAUUACAGCACCUACCCAUUCUUUUGAAUAUCUUUAAAGGCAGCCCCAUCCAUAAUAUCCUUAAAAUAAUUGAGCCCAGGAGGAGUCCAAUGAGCAGAUGAUGGGUGUUUACAAAUUAACAGGUUAUAUUAGCCUCCUGUGCUUCAAGGGUUAUGGCAAACUAAGCAGUGGAGUGAAAGUAGAGUGGAAUAACAGGGGAUUCUCAACAUUCCAUGCUCUUAUAGUAGCAUUUGCUUCUCUCUACCUCCUGUUGUUAUCAGAUGAAUUUGAUGAAAAAUCUCAUGGUGACCUUAUAAUAAAUAGGACAUCUACUUUAUCAGAUACGCUAUUGGGGUUCUCCCUUGGUUAUUUUCUAUCAGACUUGGCAAUGAUUCUUUGGCUGUUUCCAGCUCUAGGUGGUCUGGAGUACGUUCUACACCAUGGGCUAUCCAUGUCUUCAAUUCUUCUCUCCCUCAUAAGUGGUCAAGCACGGAUUUACAUACUAAUGGUUCUUUUCUCAGAGAGCACUACUCCUUUUGUAAAUCUAAGAUGGUACUUGGAUGUUGCUGGCCAGAAGAACUCCAAGCUUUACACCUAUAAUGGCAUAGCAUUGUUCUUGGGGUGGUUGGUUGCUAGGAUUUUUUUGUUCAUCUUCUUCUUCGCACACAUGUUCAGCCAUUUUGAUCAGGUCAAGAAAAUUUUUCCUUUUGGCUUCUACAACUUGCUUGUGGUGUCUCCUGUGUUGGCAAUUAUGAAUGUGUUUUGGUUUUGGAAGAUUGUCAGGGGUUUAUUAAAAACUCUUUCUAAAGCAAGACACAAGCAUUGAGCAGGCAAUUUUCCUGCUGUGAUCGAGUACCUUCUGGUAGGCAACCCCAUUGAUUGUCAUUCAACCACUGGAUAUUGCUUGCUAUGUGAUGCAUUCAACCACAGGAUAAUAUGUUGUUGCUUAAUCCAGUACUGAGACUAGAUAUUGUACUUUGGCUGGCACCACUACUGAAAUCAUCUGGUUGUGUUCUCUUCUCGAGGACAUGGGAGUCACUAUUUUUUCUAUCACUUCAGUUUACUGUAAUAAUCAUAUCACUAUUAAGUUUAUUCACAAUGAUGUUUUCCAUGAAUGGACAAAAAUUAAUGAGAUUGAUUGACACUUCAACCAUCA